AUGGAUCUUUUCCUCAUUUCUCUUGUAUCCUUGGUCUCUUUCAUUUUGAUUUUCAAGCUUCAUAAACACAAAAAAGGGAGAAAUGUAGCACCAACUCCACCUUCUCUCCCAAUAAUCGGUCAUCUCCAUCUGAUUAGAGAACCUCUUCAUAGAGUUCUUCACCAGCUUUCUUGCAAGUAUGGUCCUAUUAUGGCUCUUCGCUUUGGCUCUCGCCCAGUUCUUGUAAUAACCUCUCCGUCAGCAGUUGAAGAGUGCUUCACCAGAAACGAUAUGGUCUUAGCCAACAGGCCACUUCUUUUAAGCGGCAAGUAUCUUAACUAUGACCACACUUCUCUGGGUUCUGUACCUUAUGGACGUCUCUGGAGAGACCAUCGUCGCAUUGUUACACUUGAACUCUUCUCGACAACUCGACUCAGGGAAUACAUGGGAGUCCGACAAGAUGAAGUGAGAUCAUUAAUCAAGUCUCUUUCUCAAGAUGCAAUGCAAGAACAUUUCACAAGAGUAGAAAUGAAGUCCAGGGUUCAGGGUUUGUCAUUUAACGUAAUCACAAGGAUGAUUGCCGACAAACGGUUCUAUGGAACGGGUGUCGAUGGCUUCGAGGAGGCUAUCAAGUUUAAAGAUGUGAUAAGGGAAGUAUUCGACAUCAGUGGAGCCUCAAAUCUUGGACACUGCAUCCCAUUUUUGCAGUGGAUUGAUUUUCAGGGAUUGGAGAAGAGGUUUCAAAGAUUGCAAACUAAAUCCGAUAGCUUUUCACAAAGUCUGUUAGAAGAAUGUAGGAGUGAACGUCGCAGUUCUUCAGGCCAUGAAAAGGCCAAGACAUUUAUAAACGCCAUGCUUUCGUUGCAGGAAUCAGAUCCAGAAUACUACACAGAUGAUAUAAUCAAAGGCCAUAUAUUGACACUGCUACUUGCGGGAACCGACACUACAUCGGUGACAAUAGAGUGGGCGAUGUCACUUCUUCUGAAUCAUCCCGCUGUGCUAGAGAGAGCUAGAGCCGAGGUCGAUGAACAUAUUGGACACCAACGUUUGGUAGAGGAGACUGAUAUUCCCAAGCUGCCAUACAUCCAAUGCGUCGUCCAUGAAACACUAAGACUAUUCCCACCGGGACCGCUAUUGCUGCCUCACGAACCAUCUGAAGAUUGUACAGUUGGAGGGUUUGACGUCUCAUGUGGCACAAUGGUGUUGGUGAAUGCAUGGGCCAUCCAUCGGGAUCCACUGUUUUGGGACGAUCCAUUAAGUUUCAAGCCAGAGAGGUUUGAGAAAAUGGGAAACACGGGGGCUUGGUUUAUACCGUUUGGGAUGGGUCGUCGGCAGUGUCCUGGGGCCGGGCUCGCGAACCGAGUUGUGACAUUGGCGUUGGCAUCGUUGAUCCAAUGCUUCGAAUGGGAAAGGGUUGGUGAAGAGCUGGUGGAUUUGUUGGAAGGCAAAGGUCUGUCCAUGCCCAAAGGCAUACCUUUAGAGGCCAUGUGCAGAGCCCGCCAAAGAAUGAGUCAUGUUCUGAAGGAGUUAUGAUAUGUGUCAUCACCAUCAAAAAUAAGAAGCAUCGAUCUUAUUUUAGUUAUCUUUUCAAAACUAUUUAUCAGUUGUGUGCUUAUAUCUGCACAAACGGUUAUGUUUUU
This is a messenger RNA of Cynara cardunculus var. scolymus (artichoke), 1619 nucleotides long. Its product is annotated as isoflavone 2'-hydroxylase-like. Gene Ontology annotation, molecular function: oxidoreductase activity, acting on paired donors, with incorporation or reduction of molecular oxygen; iron ion binding; monooxygenase activity. The record is from RefSeq and is a predicted model, not a curated record. Bases 1 to 1512 code for a protein of 503 amino acids. Lineage: Eukaryota; Viridiplantae; Streptophyta; Magnoliopsida; Asterales; Asteraceae. The transcript has 2 exons.